Messenger RNA from Symbiodinium necroappetens, 389 nucleotides. NCBI's taxonomy places the organism in Eukaryota, Dinophyceae, Suessiales, Symbiodiniaceae. The record is from the annotation of a GenBank genome assembly.
GUGCAGAUCCUUCUCCAGCCGCGGUGCAGGAACCGAGUGCAGCCCCCAAGGCCUUCGGAUCCUUCUGGUCCAGUCUGGGUGACAGCGAAGUGAACCUGGAGCGUGCUAGCACUCCGGUGAAGCCACCGGCGGAGACCAUCUCGACCGAGACGCAAGGCAGCGCAUCACCGAACGAAGAGAAGCUUUGCUGUUACCAGUGCUUCAAGCAGUUCUACGCCCGGUAUGCAGUGGAAAGAGAGGUCCCGACGGAAUUCGGCGGCGGUUGCAAGCGGCUGUGCUCUGAGGCAGCGAUCAUUAUCACUAUCAUUUGUAACAACGGCUAUCACCGUCACCCUUCUGACGAUGAUUAUUAUCAUUUCUGGUUGAGAUGGGGCAUGGUGCGAUCCUGA